Cinclus cinclus is the source of this 1351-nucleotide messenger RNA. RefSeq names its product proline, glutamate and leucine rich protein 1 (gene PELP1). The record is from RefSeq and is a predicted model, not a curated record. The transcript has 12 exons. Lineage: Eukaryota; Metazoa; Chordata; Aves; Passeriformes; Cinclidae. Bases 5 to 1351 code for a protein of 448 amino acids. Gene Ontology annotation, cellular component: nucleus. Gene Ontology annotation, biological process: rRNA processing.
GGCCAUGGCGGCGGUGGCGGCUCCGCGGGCCCCUCCGGCCGCGCCGCUGCUCGAGGCGCUCUCGGCGCUCUCGGCUCUGCCCCCUCAUCGCCGAGCGAUCCCGGGGCUCGUCCGAGGCCUCCGCGACAGCGCCGGAACUCAGGCCGCCCUCGGGGGUCUCCUCGGUGUCACCAGUGCCCGCCUGGGCUCCAUGAAGACGCGGUUCGAGGGGCUGUGCCUGCUGUCCCUGCUGGUCACCGAGAGCCCGACCGAGGCCUUCCAGCAGCACUGCCUGGGCUGGCUGCGGCUGCUGCAGCACCUGCUGCAGUCCCAGGACCCUCCCCCCACGGUGGCCCUGGGGGUGUCCGUGCUGCGGGAGCUGCUCCGCUUCUCGGCUCAGCUGCCGGAGCUGGCUCGGGACAUCGGGACCAAUCACAUCCCGGGAAUCCUCACCUCCCUGCUGGCCCUCAGGCCCGAGUGCGAACUCUCCACCCUGGAAGGAAUCAAGUCCUGCCUCUCGUUCUACCCCGGCGCCUGCGGCUCCAUGAGGGGGAAGCUGGCAGCGCAUUUCCUGUCCCGCAUCGACAGCGAGAACCCGAGGCUGCAGCAGCUGGCCUGUGAGUGCUACGCUCUGCUCCCCUCCCUGGGCCGGGGAUUCUCUCAGGGGCUGCGGCACACGGAGUGCUGGCACCAGGAACUUCAGGGGGUCCUGGCCACCCUGCACGGGCUGCUGGGAGCCCUGUUCGAGGGAUGUGAGACAGACCCUCUCCCCUACGAGGGUCCCGGGGUGGAGCUGCUGCUGCCCCCUCCCCAGGACGGGGACGCCGGGGGGGUCCUGACCCUGCACUCGAGGUUUUCGGGGCUCUGCCGGGUGCUCAGGCUGCUCCUCAGUAAGGAUUUCGUGGCCCCAGUCACCGUCCCAGUUCAGGACAUUUUGGAUCUUGUUUGCCGCGCCCUCAACGUCACCACCAAGAACCUGAGCUGGCUGGGGGAGGGGCCGCUGCGGGGGCUGCUCCUGCCCCAGGUGCACCUGGACGUACUGGACGUACUGGGAGCGCUGCUGCUGGCGUGUGGAGCCCGCCUGGUGCGUUGGGGGUCCCUCCUGGGCCGUCUCUUCCCGCAGGUUUUGAGCUCCUGGAGCAGCCCCCGGGAGCCUCCCCCAGGGCAGGAGAGACCCUUCGGGGCCGUCAGGUGCCGCCUGUACCAGGUGCUGGAGCUGUGGGUGCAGGUGGCCGGGGCGGCCUCGGGGGUCCUGCAGGGCCCCGGGACCCCCAGCGAGGUUCUCCUGGCUCACCUGAUCAGCGACAUCAGCCCCCCCAGCGAGGGGACCAAGGUCAAAAUCCCCCUUUUUUCACCCCAAAAUCAUCCCUGA